Clupea harengus (Atlantic herring) is the source of this 480-nucleotide messenger RNA. RefSeq names its product protein transport protein Sec61 subunit gamma-like. Gene Ontology annotation, molecular function: transmembrane protein transporter activity. Gene Ontology annotation, biological process: protein targeting; intracellular protein transport. NCBI's taxonomy places the organism in Eukaryota, Metazoa, Chordata, Actinopteri, Clupeiformes, Clupeidae. The record is from RefSeq and is a predicted model, not a curated record. Gene Ontology annotation, cellular component: membrane.
ACGAUGUGCGCAUGUGUGAGUUCAAAACGUCAUCGUCGUUCCUAAACUUACGUGGCUUUAUUUUCAUCAAGUGAGCUACUGGGUUUUUGUCUGUGUCAUUCGUGCUCUGAUAUCCUGAACCUAAGCCUGCUCCAAUGGAUCAAGUGUUGCAAUUUGUGGAGCCGGGUAGGCAGUUUUGCAAAGACUCCUUAAGGCUUGUGAAGAGAUGCACAAAACCUGACAGAAAAGAAUUCCAGAAGAUCGCCAUCGCAACAGCAAUUGGUUUUGCAAUCAUGGGUUUUAUUGGAUUUUUCGUCAAACUCAUCCACAUCCCCAUUAAUAACAUCAUUGUAGGUGGCUAACCAGAAUCCCUUCUAAACUGACCAGAUUCAUGACUGGACAAUGAAUCGUGAUGGGAGAUGAUGUGUUCUGAUGUAUGUCUUAAUUUAAACAUGCCAGGAACAUUUGUAUUUUAUUAAUAAAACUGUUUCAUUCUUUGCA